Brettanomyces bruxellensis is the source of this 375-nucleotide messenger RNA. RefSeq lists its product as uncharacterized. NCBI's taxonomy places the organism in Eukaryota, Fungi, Ascomycota, Pichiomycetes, Pichiales, Pichiaceae. Gene Ontology annotation, biological process: P-body assembly; nuclear-transcribed mRNA catabolic process; spliceosomal snRNP assembly. Gene Ontology annotation, molecular function: U6 snRNA binding. Gene Ontology annotation, cellular component: U6 snRNP; spliceosomal tri-snRNP complex; P-body. Bases 1 to 375 code for a protein of 124 amino acids. The transcript has a single exon. The record is from RefSeq and is a predicted model, not a curated record.
AUGCUCCCACUUUUCCUUCUCAACUCAGUCAAGGGCCAGCCAAUCAUGGUCGAGCUUAAGCGCGGAGAAACUCUGAAUGGCACACUGACAAAUUGUGACUCGUGGAUGAAUAUCACAAUGAAAGAUAUUGUUGUGUCAGAUGCUCACGGCGAGAACUUCUACAAACUCAAAUCAACAUACGUCAAAGGAAUACACAUCAAGUACAUAACGAUGUCAAACGACCUCAUAGAUAAGUUCAGGGAGGAGCAGUUGAAAGAAAGAGAAUACUACAGACACCGUAAUAACGGUGGUAAUAACUACCAGAGAAGAGGCAACAGGAGGAACUAUAACGGGAACCAGAGGUAUGGAGGGCACUCGAAUCGGUCACAGGCUUGA